AUGGGAAAUAAAUAUUCUAUUGAUAUUAGUAGGAAAGAUGCACAUGGCACAAAUACAAUUAAGUAUAAGGAUACCAAGGGUAACUUGGUGGAACUCUUUAGGAAGGACCAUUACACUAAAGAUGGCAAGAAAUUCCCUGGAUUCAAGAUCUACACGCACGAAUUACCGUAUCAGAUCUUCUUAGACUACUACAUCGAGGAAGUAAAGUAUGCAGAGACUAAACAAACUGGCCUGGAGCCGGCUGCAAUUAAGAAACCAAAGUACGUUGGGGUCUUUUACUGGGAAGCUGACGAUGAUAACCUCUGUCCCCUACUCCUUGAACUGGGUGACACUUUCCGGAAUCCCACUCUAUACAAAGCCUCUGGCAUACGCAGUAAUAAGUGGGAAAGUCUCUCAUCACGGUCUCAUGAUACUGUAAAAGAGCUCUUCAAGAACGCUGUGAUCAUCAAUCUGCAAGGAAAAGAUGGAAAGUACAGUCCACAUCCCUCCCAAAAUGGCUUCAAGAAUGGGAAGCUUAAUGGAAAGAAUUUCCCGACAAUGAAUGUUAAUAAAGAAGAAGACAAACCCUGUCAGGGUUAUGUCACCAUUACUCAGCAACUGGAGGGGAUACAACAUAUGAACAUUCUCUCAACUUGGACCACUCCUGAGAAUAAGCAGAUACGCUUCACAGAGCCCAUCAUAGAGAAUAAGUACAAGACUGCCAGGAUCUACUACAGUGCCUGCAAUACUGCAUAUGCUAACGGAGAACGUAAUGGAGACACUGACCUAAGGAACCCUCUCAUCUUGGAACUGGUGAAAGAGGGAGGUGCCUCAGAAUUCUACAUUAGAAACAAGGGUGACAGUAAAUGGGUAAUGGAUUCAAAUAUAAAUACGAAUAAUUUAAUUGAGAAACUAGAUGAUCUGAACUGCAAGUACAAUAAUCUCUUUGCAGUGGAUAUCUCCAAGGAGACUGAAAGUUACCCAUGUGGAACAUACUGUAAGAGGCAUAAGAUUACUGUAUCAGAAUAUAGCGCUGGAAAGGUUCAUGGGUACAAGAACAUACGACACGUUCCCAAAGAAAGUUAUGGCUAUACGCUCAGUAGAAUCAAGAAUGGAGGAUCUUCCUUGACACUGGAUGGACAGAAAUUUCCGAUACCAAGAGUCUCUCAAGUGCUCCUCUAUUAUCCAAAUUGUUCUCCAAAUAAACCUAUUCUCCUCUACAUCCAUCAUGGAAACGGGGAUACUGAGUGGUUUAAGAGAGACCCCGUGGAUGAAAACAAAUGGACCAGAGCGACGGAAGCAGAGCUGAAGAAAGUAUCCAUACUAACUGCCAUCAGGAAAAGCGGUCUUAAGAAGGUGCUUUAUGAUAUACUAAAGGAGUUGAAUAUACCCGAAUGUAAAAACAAGGAAGGGACCACAAUCAUAGACAUCCAAGAUUGUCUAAAGGAAGGCCACUCCCACAAUAAUAAUCUCAGUGGAACUGUAGGAGACUCAGAUUACUUUGGAUAUUGUAUCCAUAGUGGACUAAAACCAGAAGAGAGUAUAAUCACCCGCGGUGAUGAUCUUCUUGAAAUAGAAGGCAGCAAUGCAAAGGAUCCUACUAUACUCAGUGAUAAGCAUCCAGAUGCUUAUUCCAUAACUACAUUCUAUCAUAAAAAAUAUGAUGAAAAUUCACAUGUAACAAACAAUCUCCUUCUAAUAAGGAUUGAAGAUGCUAAAAAUAAGUACCACUGGUAUGAGAUAUCCGUAGAUGGUACUUGGAAAAAGUCCAAUGAUUUUACUAAUGGAGGUAUUAAGCUUCCUGUAUCCAUUGAUGAAGGGACAAGAGGGUUGAGAGAAAAAUUAGAGGAACUAAGCCUCAACUUUGUAACACCAGUAGUAUUGGACAUCUACAAAGGACCUAUAAACCACCCCUUCAAGGCAUCCGAAGAAAAGAGUCUAGAAGAUUACUUGAAACGCACUUAUAUACCUACCAAUGGAAGAUCAUUUGUCCUAAGUGAAACUCUCAACAAUGGAAACAAGAUAGGAGGAAAACCAGCUCCCAUACACUAUGUGCAGACUAUUUCUGUUUACUACUGGGGUGGUAAAGACACUGAACCGAUCCUAUUUGGAAUUACCAAGACUAGCGGUGAAGUGAAAUAUUAUGGAAAGAAUGGAAAAGAGGGCACUUCUUGGUUGAAUGGUCCACAACAUACCACUACUGAACUAGAUGCACUUGAUCACCAAAACUGCCAGCUUAAUAACGCUAUUCCAUUCGAAAUUACCGAUCCUGCCAUUAGGCCAAAAAAUACUAAAUCCAACUGUCUAAAUAAUUACAGAAGGAUAUCGUUCCUUCCUAAUUCUAAAAAUCCUCCUGGUAGCAACUACACUGUUAAGGAAUACACAAUUAACAACGGAGCAAAAAUGUCCAGAAUCACCUAUAACAACCGGGAUAUAAAUAUUGGCCUUCCAAAAACUUAUCCAGUUUCCAAGGUUAGAAUGUUUUUUUACCCUGGCAGUGGCAUGCCUCUCAUGCUCCAGUUCAUAAAGAAGGAUGUUGAAUAUAGAGCAAAGUGGUAUUACAGUACUAAUCCUCAUGGUACCGAGUGGCAAGGACAUGAUACCAGUGGAACUACAUUCUAUGAUAGUGAUGACAAACCUACUGAAGCUCUUACCAAACAACUUGACAAGGUGAUUUGUAAAUACCACAACGGUGUUACUGUCGAUCUAUCAUACAAAAUAUAUAAAUCAGAAGAAAGGUACUGCUGUGAUGAGCAUCAAGAGGAUGACCUAAAAAGGAUCUCCGCUAAUGACGUGACAGCUUGCUGUUGGCAUCAGUCUAACCCUAUUACGUAUCACAAGCAUACCAUUACGGAUAAGUUUAAGCUAGCUGCCAUCAUGUUUAAGGAGCAUGGUACUAAAACUAGGCGGAACAUAACUUUGAAGGGAUUGCCAUUUCCAAUUUCCGGGAUAGAUAGCGUCUCUGCAUUCUACUGCGGAAAGAAUCCAGUACUUAUCUAUGUUCAAGGCGGAAACCCUCAGGUUAAUAAGUGGUACCAGAAGAAUGGUAACACAUAUGAUGAGGAGUGGGUAGAACUUUCUGAUGACCUCCAAGGCAUAACACCAGAGUGGUUGAAUAUUCCUUCAACCUGUGAAAACUACAACCAACUUGUGAAUGUAAUGAAAUACUUUGUUGGAUGUAAAGAUUAUGUUGAAUGCAAUAAAGCUCCCCUCACCGGUUACAGGUUUGCUCCUCGCCCCGGACUGGAAGGUGGUAACGGCCCAGUCCUGUCUCUAAACGGUCCCACCCAUCCAGUUGUAGGUGGUCGUAAUCCUCAGCACUUACCUGGUCAAUUUGGUGGUUCUCAAGGUCUUGAACCCUUGUCUGAACUAGAAGGUUCCGCUAUCACUGUUGAUAGUCGAACUAGUACUCUUCCUCCAGAGCUUAUAGGUGGUUAUGCCUCUUCUCAAUACUUAUCUGGUGAGGAAGGUGGACAUUCUGGAUCCGAUAAAGCUACUACAGAAGAUUCUAAAGGCUUACUAGAUAAGCUAAAGAUUUCCCCUGAGACCGUAAAAACGGGCGCCUCAGCCGUUGGCACCGGAGGUGCAGCCUAUGGUGGCUGGGAAUUAGGUAGAGAGAUCCUAUUUAACAUAUCGCGCAUGUUGUAG
Molecule: messenger RNA, 3627 nt
Organism: Theileria equi strain WA
Lineage: Eukaryota; Apicomplexa; Aconoidasida; Piroplasmida; Theileriidae
Exons: 1
Coding region: 1-3627 (1208 amino acids)
Source: RefSeq, a predicted model, not a curated record